Molecule: messenger RNA, 1476 nt
Organism: Elephantulus edwardii (Cape elephant shrew)
Lineage: Eukaryota; Metazoa; Chordata; Mammalia; Macroscelidea; Macroscelididae
Product: cytochrome P450 2B11-like
Exons: 9
Coding region: 1-1476 (491 amino acids)
Biological process (GO): xenobiotic metabolic process
Cellular component (GO): intracellular membrane-bounded organelle; cytoplasm
Molecular function (GO): iron ion binding; heme binding; oxidoreductase activity, acting on paired donors, with incorporation or reduction of molecular oxygen, reduced flavin or flavoprotein as one donor, and incorporation of one atom of oxygen
Source: RefSeq, a predicted model, not a curated record
AUGGAGCUCAGUGUUCUUCUCCUUCUUGCUCUCUUCACAGGUCUCUUACUUCUUUUGACCAGAGGACAUCCAAAGGAUUAUGGGCGCCUCCCACCAGGUCCUCGGCCUCUUCCUCUCUUUGGGAACCUUCUACAGAUGAACAGAAAAGGUCUACUUAAAUCCUUCCUCAGGCUCCGAGACAAAUAUGGCGAUGUGUUCACUGUGUACCUGGGACCGAGGCCUGUAGUCAUGCUGUGUGGGACAGAGGCCAUACGAGAGGCCCUGGUGGACCAAGCUGAGACCUUCUCUGGCCGGGGGAAAAUUUCAGUUGUUGAGUCAACCUUCCAGGGAUACGGUGUUGUCUUUGCCAAUGGGGAACGAUGGAAGGCCCUUCGCAGGUUCUCUCUUGCUACCAUGAGGGACUUUGGGAUGGGCAAGCGGAGUGUGGAGGAGCGAAUCCAGGAAGAGGCUCAGUGUUUGGUGGAGGAGCUGCGGAAAGCUGAGGGAGCUCUAGUGGAUCCUACUUUCUACUUCCAUGCCAUCACUGCCAACAUCAUCUGCUCCAUUGUCUUUGGAGAACGCUUUGCCUACAAUGAUCCUGAGUUCCUGAGGCUGCUGGAUCUUUUCUACCAAUCCUUCGCACUGAUAAGCUCCUUCCCCAGCCAGGUGUUCGAGCUCUUCUCAGGCUUCCUGAAGUACUUUCCAGGUGUUCACCGGCAAGUCCACAACAAGCUGGAGGAAGUCAACGUCUUCAUUGAUAAAAAUGUGGAGAAGCAUCGCCAAACCCUGGAUCCCAGUUCCCCAAGGGACUUCAUUGAUACCUACCUGCUCCGCAUGGACAAAGAAAAGUCCAACACGAACACCGAGUUCCACCACAAGAACCUCAUCAUGACCACACUGUCUCUCUUCUUUGCUGGCACUGAGACCACUAGCACCACUCUCCGUUAUGGAUUCCUGCUUCUGCUCAAAUACCCUCAGAUCGCAGAGAGAGUCCAAAAGGAGAUUGAUCAGGUGAUUGGACCACAUCGCCCUCCAGCUCUUGAUGACCGAGCCAAAAUGCCAUACACUGAUGCAGUCAUCCAUGAGAUCCAGAGAUAUGGAGACCUCAUCCCCCUUGGAGUGCCCCACGUGGUCACCAAAGACACUCACUUCCGAGGGUACAUCCUUCCCAAGGGCACUGAAAUAUACCCCAUCUUGAGCUCUGCCCUUCAUGACCCACGUUACUUUGAAAAGCCAGAUGAGUUCCACCCUGAUCACUUUCUGGAUGCCAAAGGGGGACUGAAGAAGAAUGAAGCUUUUAUGCCCUUUUCUGUAGGGAAGCGCAUUUGUCUUGGUGAAGGCAUUGCCCGGACUGAGUUGUUUCUCUUCUUCACCACGAUCCUCCAGAACUUCUCUGUGGCCAACCCUGUGGCCCCCAAGGACAUCGACCUCACACCUCGGGAGAGUGGUGUGGGCAAACUGCCACCCAUAUACAAGAUCAGCUUCCUGUCCCGCUGA